AGAUUGACAAACAACAUCAGUCUGAAUAUCAAGAGAUUGACAAACAACAUCAGUCUGAAUAUCAAGAGAUUGACAAACAACAUCAGUCUGAAUAUCAAGAGAUUGACAAACAAAAUCAGUCUGAAUAUCAAGAGAUUGACAAAAAAAAAAACAAAAAAAAACAUCAGUCUGAAUAUCAAGAGAUUGACAAACAACAUCAGUCUGAAAAUCAAGAUAUUAACAAACAACAUCAGUCUCAAUAUCAGGAGAUUGACAAACAACAUAAGUCUGAAUAUCAACAUACUGACAAACAACAUCAGUCUGAAUAUCAAGAGAUUGACAAACAACAUCAGUCUGAAUAUCAAGAGAUUGACAAACAACAUAAGUCUGAAUAUCAAGAUACUGACAGACAACAUCAGUCUCAAUAUCAGGAGAUUGACAAACAACAUAAGUCUCAAUAUCAAGAUACUGACAAACAACAUCAGUUUGAGAUGGGGGGGGGGGGACGUGUGGGUUUAG
Molecule: messenger RNA, 498 nt
Organism: Candidula unifasciata
Lineage: Eukaryota; Metazoa; Mollusca; Gastropoda; Stylommatophora; Geomitridae
Source: the annotation of a GenBank genome assembly